AGAACCUGCCGAGCUCUGGAGGACCCAAGAAGUCCAUGGACUUUUCUAGGCCUAGCUUUAGCCCCUGGAGGUGGCUCACCCUUGUGGCCAGUUUGCUGACCUGUGGGAUCUGCCAGGCUUCUGGUCAGAUCUUCAUCAGCCCAGACUCACUCUUAGGAGUGGAGAAGUACCGGACCAUCCUGACCUUAGAAAAUGUCCCAGAAGAUGUCCUGGAGUACAGCUGGUAUCGGGGCAAGGACAACAGUACAGAAAACAUGAUUUUCAGCUAUAAACCUCCCAAUACCCGACACCCUGGACCCUCGUACAGUGGACGUGAGAAUGUGACCCGUGCAGGUAGCCUGGUGGUGAGGAUGUCGGCGGUAAAUGACACAGGCUACUAUACUGUUGAAGUGGACACUAGCAACGAGACCCAAAGAGCAACUGGCUGGCUCCAGAUCGUAAAGUUGAGAAGCAAUCCAGGCAUCUCAGCCAAUACCAGUGCCCUGGUGGAGGGCAUGGAUUCUGUGGUUGCCAAAUGUCUUACCAACUCCUCGAACAUCAGUUGGUAUGUGAAUUUUGUACCAACCUCAGGCAGUAACCGCAUGACGAUUUCCCCGGAUGGCAAGACUCUGAUCAUCCACAGAGUCAGUCGUUAUGACCACACUCUUCAGUGUGCCAUAGAAGAUGUGCCAGAAAUACUCCAGAAAAGUGAGCUGAUUCAAUUGACUGUGGCCUAUGGUCCAGACUAUGUGUCACUGUGGACCCAGCCCUAUUUCUUUGCUGGUGUGCUGACUGCUGAUAUUGGUUCCAGUGUGCAGCUGGAAUGUAACUGUUUCUCCAAGCCGGAGCCCAGGUACCACUGGAUCCAUAACGGCUCCUUCCUAAGCAUCCCAGAGAAUAACAUGACCCUCCCCAGUCUCUCCUGGGAGCAGAUGGGCAGUUACCGGUGUGUUGUGGAGAAUCCGGAGACCCAGCUGACCUUCUACAGAGAUGUCACCAUCCAGCCACCUCGGCCACCACUGCCUACUGUGAACAGAGAGCUCUACAUCCCAGGACCCUUGGUGAUAUUUCUCAUCCUAUUGACAUCCCUGGGAGGUGCCUUUGUGUGUCGAGUCCUGGUCUACAGCCUGUUCCAAUCCUGCUCCAGAGGAAAAACUUGUCAUAAGUGUCCAUGGCAGACCAACUAGGCAAGGAGAUGAUGGAGAGAGACAAAGGAGAAUGAGUCUCCUGUGGGGACCGGCUGAACUGCACCAGCACCAGGUGUCUCUGGAACAUUCCAGGAAGGGAACCAUCCCAGGUUUAGUGAGCUGAAGAAAUCUGGGCUUCUGGAUAAAUUGGAAGACUCCCUGUGGGACCUGGACAAGGGGUGACAUCACAGGGAGCCUGGCCAUUAAUACCAUCUGCUAAUCAGAGCUGGCCAAGCUGGGGCAGAUCGUGUAAGAGCUCCAGGAUCUAAUUCUAGGCACCGCCCCCCAUCCCCCCAGUUUCCAGCUCCACAUCCUUACUCUGACACUAGGGGAUCUUGAAAGAUUCUUCAAAGAUGCGCAGAUACCAAUGACAGAGAAAUGAAGCCAUUUUAAGUUCAGACAACUGGUGUCAGUUGCUUAAAUGGGUCCUACACACAGGUUUAAGAAGCACACUGGUAGAAAGGCUUCUCAAUGAGGAAGGUAGUUGCCUUCUAAUUAUAGAUGAAUACACAAAGCUACAUCUGAUAGGGCCACAGAGGCACAGAGAUGGGGUCAGAAACAGAAAGAACAGAUCAGGGGCUGGAGGAAGAGUAUAUACUGCCUUUGCAAAGAUCCCAAGUUGGGCUCCCAGCACCCAUGUUGGGCAGCUCACAAUCACCUGUAACUCCAACUACAGGUUAUCUGAUGCUCUCAUCUGAACUCAGCAUGAACUGCAUUCACACACACACACACACACACACACACACACACACACUUGAAAAUAUAUAUGAAUAUAUAAGAAA
Molecule: messenger RNA, 1948 nt
Organism: Mus musculus (house mouse)
Lineage: Eukaryota; Metazoa; Chordata; Mammalia; Rodentia; Muridae
Gene: Ceacam18
Product: CEA cell adhesion molecule 18
Exons: 6
Coding region: 36-1166 (376 amino acids)
Cellular component (GO): membrane
Source: RefSeq, marked validated